Harpegnathos saltator (Jerdon's jumping ant) is the source of this 945-nucleotide messenger RNA. RefSeq lists its product as uncharacterized. The coding region runs from base 1 to 774 and encodes 257 amino acids. The transcript is spliced from 6 exons. Lineage: Eukaryota; Metazoa; Arthropoda; Insecta; Hymenoptera; Formicidae. The record is from RefSeq and is a predicted model, not a curated record.
AUGGUAUUCUCAGCUAUCAUGCGAUAUGAGGUGUGCGAUAAAUUUCGAAACGAUGUACAAUAUGUUAAUGAAGAACAGAAAAGUUUGCUAGUUGAAUUUAUGCGUAAACAUCCGGAAUUACAUAGUGGAAAGUUUUCUGCAACGUUUACUUUCAAACAUGUUUACCAGAAAUAUUUUGAUCAAGAUCAUGCAAAAGCAACUGGUGGAGGGCCUGCGUCAAGUCAGGUUUUAACCAAAAUGGAUCAAAAUGUCCUGCCAAUUAUGGGUACAACAGUCGUGGGACAUAAGAUAGUGCAAGAAUCCAACGUGCAAAUUGAGUGGAUAGAUGAUUCAAUUGUAUGUGAAAUCAAUGAUGAUGAAAAUAGGAACAAUUUUCCCAUAAAAUACAAAAGUCAAGAGAUAACGCAGCAAUCUGAAAUCUUAAAAAAAACGGAAACAACUGCACUAGAAACACCAAUUAGUGUAGUCAACAACAUAUCAGAUUUUUCUGUAACACCAGCUUCAAAAUCGAGUGGCAUACAAAGAGGUGUUAAAAGAAUUGCUGCUGCACAAAGAUAUGAUAAAUCAAUUGAACAAACUGAAAAGUUAGUGAAAAUUUCGCAGGAAGAUAGCGAGAUACGAAAAUCGUAUUACGCACAAAAAUUAAAACUUUAUAAGAAGAACAUAGCUCUGAAAGAAAAAGAUAUCAAUAUCAAAGAAAAUACAUGCACAUUGCUGGAGCAAUUAGUAAAAAAAAGCAAUGAAAGAGUUACAGAUAUAAGAUAUAGGCUGUGAAAAUGACAUUAGUGUAUUCACAAAGAAGUAAAUGUUCCUAUAAGCUGUUGAUGUGUACAAAUUGUUACAUAAGUUAAAAAACUAAGAUAAGAGAUUUAUUUUAUGUUCAUUUUAUAUGUUUGUUAUUAUAAAGAAUAUUGCCAAAAGAAAUAAAGCAAAUGUUUACAAAAA